AUGCCAAUUCUCACAUAUGACCCAGAAUACCAGAAUCAGUGCAAACGCCCGUCGAACACAGGUGCCCACGCCCUCACCAUCACCCCCAACAUCGUCACUGCCUCCGACGGAGCCGGAAUCGUGCAAUCCGUAGGUGCCAAAGUCCAAACAUUUCAACCGGGCGAUAAAGUCUGCACACACAUGGUCCCCCAGAAGCCUGAGACCGAGCCAGUCACGUUCGCAGAUAUCAGCGCAGGACUGGGUCAACGCGUCGAUGGGACUCUUCGUCCAUUUGGCGUAUUCCAUGAGACUGCGCUCGUGAAAAUGCCGUCGAGUCUCCCUUUUCUUGAGGCGAGUACUCUCACGUGUGCGGGGUUGACGGCGUGGAAUGCGCUCUUUGGGUUGGAGUCAAGGGCCCCGAAGAAGGGCGAUAUGGUGUUGGUGCAGGGGACGGGUGGGGUUUCGGUUAUUGCUUUGCAGUUUGCACUCGCUUGCGGUGCUACGGUAAUUGCCACAACUAGUUCCGACGCAAAAGCCCAGAAACUCAAGGCAGCUGGUGCUCAUCAUGUCCUCAACUACCGGAAGGAUCUAAAGUGGGGCGAGACUGCGAAACAGCUCACACCGGAUGGCAAGGGUGUGCAUCUGGUGGUUGAUGUUGCGGUGCGACCAGAGGGCGUGCUUGCCAUGACAGGACUCUUGGGGGGUGCUCCAGACGCAAAUGUCAAUACUUUGAUUGACUGUUUGGUGAACUUGUGUACCGCGAGGGGGGUGCUAUUGGGCACGAGGCAGCAGUUCGCGGAGAUGAAUGCGUUCAUUGAGGAGCAUGGUAUUCGGCCGGUGGUGGAUGAUAAGGUGUUUGGGCUUGAGGAGGCUGCUGAUGCGUACCAGUAUAUGGAUGACCAGAGACAUUUUGCCAAGGUUUUUGUGAGGGUAGACUGA
This is a messenger RNA of Aspergillus ibericus CBS 121593, 918 nucleotides long. Its product is annotated as zinc-dependent alcohol dehydrogenase family protein. Lineage: Eukaryota; Fungi; Ascomycota; Eurotiomycetes; Eurotiales; Aspergillaceae. The transcript has 4 exons. The record is from RefSeq and is a predicted model, not a curated record. The coding region runs from base 1 to 918 and encodes 305 amino acids. Gene Ontology annotation, molecular function: oxidoreductase activity.